AUGGUAUCGGAAGAAUGGGACGAUAUAUACUUCAUGGUCUCGGACAGGAAACGUCCAGAUCAAGAAGGCAUCCCAGAUGUAUUUCACGUGUCUCAAUGCGAUGGCAAUGAUGUCUAUGAGUUGAGCGUGGAUGAAAUCCAGCACUUUCUUUCUACCAAUGCUAUGACUUCGGUAUCUUUCGUGAAGCAUUGCUUGGAAAGGAUUCGACGGCAAGUUCAGGUCAACCCAUAUCUAGAGUGUGUGAUCGAGACAAAUCCUGAUGCCCUAGAAAUUGCACAGCAACUCGACGAUGAGCGAGCAAAGGGCAAGACUCGAGGACCGCUGCAUGGUAUUCCUGUUCUGGUCAAGGAUAACAUGGCUACCAAGGACAAAAUGCAAACGACCGGCGGAUCUUGGGCUCUACUAGGCGCCAUCGUCCCCAAAGAUGCACAUAUCGUCCAUCUUCUGAGGAAGGCAGGUGCAAUCAUCUUGGGCCACUCGAAUCUGGACGAGUGGGCUGGCAUGCGCUCCAAGAUCUAUUCGAAUGGAUACUCUGCACGCGGUGGUCAGACCAGAAACCCGUAUAUGCUCAGCAGAAGUCCGCAAGGGUCAAGCUCUGGCUCUGCGGUAUCUGUUUCCAGCAAUAUCGUCCCACUUGCGUUUGGCACAGAGACCGAUACUUCUGUGAUUUGGCCGGCCAUGGUCAGUGGUAUUGUGGGCAUCAAGCCUACAGUCGGUUUAACCUCGCGUAGUGGCGUGAUUCCUAUCUCAGAGACACAAGACUCGAUCGGAACAUAUGGAAGAUGUGUAUCUGAUGCAGCUCGUGCUCUCGACGCUAUAGCCGGGCCUGAUUCAGAAGACAGGCACUCAACUGUUCCCGAGAGACGGCAACCAAAGAGUUAUGUCGACAGUUUGACUACCAGAAAAGCGUUAUAUGGUGCAAGAUUUGGUCUACCCAUGAAACGCUUCUGGGAGCUCGUCCCAAAGCAGCAAAGGAAGGUGGCCGAGAAGGUCUUAAAGCUGAUCGAGAAAGCUGGCGCAAAAAUCAUACCCGUCGAAAUGCCUUGCGCCGAGGAACGUAUCGCACCUGAUGGUGGCUGGGAUUGGGAGCACGGUAAAGAAGAAGUCUCAGAAUUCACCAUCAACAAGGUAGAAUGCUACUACUUGAUGAACGAAUACCUCAGCAAGCUCAAAAACACAAACAUCAAGACUGUCGAGGAUGUCGUCCGCUUCAACGACGAAAACGCAGGAUCCCAAGGAGCUAAACCUGGCGAUCAUCCGGCCUUCCCUUCAGGCCAGGACAACUUCCGCGAAGUGGUCGAAGCAAAGGGCAUCAAAUCUCCAGCCUACUACCACGCUUUCGCUCAUAUGCGCAAGCAAUGCCGUGAAAACGGUAUAGACGCAGCUUUGAACCCAGUCAUCAAGGGCAAGAAGACUUCUCUGGAUGCACUACUCUUCUGCGACGUCCGUGGCGCAGGCCAACAAAUCGCCGCUCAAGCCUCAUAUCCCGUCAUGACCAUCCCCAUCGGCCUCGAUAUCGAUGGUAUGCCCAUAGGCUUGAACAUCCAACACACAGCCUGGGAAGAAGCAACUUUGGUGCGCUGGGCAUCGGCAAUAGAAGAUCUGCUUCGCGCAGAAGUCGGACCAAGGAAUCCUCCUCGCUACCAAGAUCAUCUGGCCAAGAACAUUCCUGUGGAAAACGAGUAUAGGUAUCCGGGUGCGCCUCCUCGGUUUGGGGAUAGGCCUCCGCCUUCUUGA
Aureobasidium melanogenum CBS 110374 is the source of this 1737-nucleotide messenger RNA. RefSeq names its product amidase. Lineage: Eukaryota; Fungi; Ascomycota; Dothideomycetes; Dothideales; Saccotheciaceae. The transcript is spliced from 5 exons. Bases 1 to 1737 code for a protein of 578 amino acids. The record is from RefSeq and is a predicted model, not a curated record.